This is a messenger RNA of Erigeron canadensis, 1540 nucleotides long. Its product is annotated as nuatigenin 3-beta-glucosyltransferase-like. The record is from RefSeq and is a predicted model, not a curated record. The coding region runs from base 1 to 1476 and encodes 491 amino acids. The transcript has a single exon. Gene Ontology annotation, molecular function: UDP-glycosyltransferase activity. Lineage: Eukaryota; Viridiplantae; Streptophyta; Magnoliopsida; Asterales; Asteraceae.
AUGGCAUAUACCGACAACAACAUUAACCUUCAUGUUGUGUUCCUCCCAAUAUUCGGCAUGAAUCACAUGAUCCCAUUAGUCCAGGUCGCAAGAAUAUUUGCUUCCCGUGGCGUUCGGUCAACAAUCAUCGCUACCAAGCACAAUGCACUUCCAUUCAAAACCGACAUUGACCGUGAUAUUGCCAAUGGUUACCCUAUCGCGGUCAACACUGAUCUUACGUUUCCAGCUUCAGAGGUUGGGCUUCCGGUUGGAGUAGAGAACUUCAACGAUGCCACCUCUCAAAAUCUCGAAUAUAGGCCAGCAGUCUUUCGUGGCAUCAUGAUGCUCCAGCCUGAUAUGGAACAAGUGAUACAUGAUCUUGCACCAGAUUGCAUUGUUUCGGAUAUGUUCUUCCCAUGGACUGCUGACCUGGCGGAAGAACUCAAAAUACCGAGGCUGCUGUGUUACCCUAACUGUUUGUUUUUCCAUUCUAUUGUGCAUAGCUUAAAGGUUUAUCCGGACGCUUAUAUGACACAAGAUGAUGCUGAAAAGUUCAUUGUUCCUAAUUUGCCUGAUGAAAUCAAGCUGAAGAUGUCUCAGGUGUCCGAUGAAUCAAAACCGAACACCAGUAUGGGUCAAACGAUAGAAAGAAUUCACCAGUCAGAGAAACGCAGUUAUGGUAUUAUUUAUCACACGUUUUAUGAAAUGGAACCAGCAUAUGUGGAUCACAUGAAGAAGGUUAAAGGUGACAAGAUAUGGCCUAUCGGUCCUCUUGUUGAAUUUUUUAGGAACAACGAAUGCAAAAGCGAUGUACCAUCAUCAUCGGCUGAGAGGCAUACUUGUUUAAGUUGGCUAGAUAAUCAAAAACCAAAAUCAGUCAUAUAUGUUUGCUUUGGAAGUGUAGCAAUACUCCCAAAAGCACACAUCACAGAAAUUGCCUUGGCGUUAGAAGAAUCUAAGCAACCGUUUAUUUGGGUGCAUAGGAAGAAUCCAGGUGAAGAAAUCACCCCAUUCCCUCAAGGAUUCGAGGAAAGGAUCAAGAUGGAAAACAAGGGUUUGGUCAUAACUAGUUGGGCGCCCCAAGUUGAGAUAUUGCAACACCCAUCCAUACUAGUGUUCUUUAGUCACUGUGGUUGGGGCUCCGUCCUUGAGGCUGUGGUUGCAGGUGUGCCAUUAGUGACAUAUCCAUUGUACGCCGAUCAAUUUUACAUCGAGAAGCUGGUGGUGGAGCUCUUAAAGAUUGGAGUGGGAGUUGGGGCGGAGGUUUGGAACGCAUCUAGUGUAAAUAUUACUAGCCCGGCCAUUGGAAAAGGGAGCAUAUUAGAAGCCUUUGAAAAAUUUACUGAUGGAUCUUCCAUAGCUGAAACCAUUACAAACAACUUAAAAGAAAUAAGCAAGAAAGCCAAACAAGCUGUUCAGGAAGGUGGAUCUUCUUUCAACAACUUAGCAGCUUUGAUUGAAGAACUAAAAGCCGUUAAAUUCUCCCGAAAGACAUGAUCAUACAAGCCAUCAUUACUUCAUCCUUUUCAAAUGUUUCUUUUUUUCUUCUCUUUAUCUUAAU